Molecule: messenger RNA, 507 nt
Organism: Macroventuria anomochaeta
Lineage: Eukaryota; Fungi; Ascomycota; Dothideomycetes; Pleosporales; Didymellaceae
Exons: 1
Coding region: 131-397 (88 amino acids)
Source: RefSeq, a predicted model, not a curated record
UUGGGGCCAGCUGGAUCAUGCCAUUGGAGACAACGACAACAAGCUUGGAGCACUUACGUUCCGGGCUUCUGGUCCUGGAAGGGUUGAAGCUCGACCGUUCUCACGCUCAUGAUGUCUGAGUAUUUUUUGUAUGUUGUUUCAAGGAGAAUUGGGGGAAUUGAAGCGUUGGUUGAGCGACCGCAGGCGUGUUUUGAGCUCAAGAGGGGCACCAGCUCGUGCCUACCCCCACUACGGGAUGACGCCGCCCAAGCGUCGAUUGGCAACCACUAGAAGUUCCGCAGGAAAGGAUCCGCGUCCUCACACGCCUCAACUGCCAACUUUCCUCAACGGUUUCGUCUUCGUUUGCUCAACACCCGCCCGCAAAGACAAUCUCACGGCAAGGCUUGAGGCUGUCUAGCCGUUCUCCAGCAUUCGGCUCGGCCUGGCCUGUCGUGCACGGACUCCCCCAUCAUUUGCCGCACAGUCCAGACGUCUUUUUCCAUCCCAACACGAGGAAGAUCAAUUCGC